AUGUCUUACUCCGCCGAAUCCAUCGCCACCGCCUGGGCCAAUGCCGAGAUUGCUGCCGCCGCCGCCGCCGGAGCUCCUGCUCCCGCCGCCGCCGCCGUCGCACCUGCUGCGGCCCAGGCCGACCUCGCCUCCUCCUCUGCCGCCGACUCCGCUGAUGCGGAUGACGACUUUGGAUGGACUGACGACGCGUUGGAUGACUUGGAAGCCGAAGUCGACUCGCUGAUUCCGCCGCCGCAGACCUCCGCCCCCGGCGGAGGCUUCGCGUUCGGUGCCGGAAUGGGGUUCGACUUCGGUUUCGGAUCCGCCGCCCCGGGCGCGGCUACUGUUCCGUCGGUCGCUGAGCCGCGAGGCUUGGCGCAGGUUCAGCCCGCUGCCCCGGCAGCUACACCGUUCGCCUUCACAUUUGGUGAAGCUGGUCCUGGCAUGGCCGGAAUGCCGGCAGUCAAGUCGCGAGGCUUGACGCAAGUCCGGCCCUCUGUCUCGGCAGCUCCGAGCUUUACCUUCGGUGGAGGAAUGGGGAGCAACUUCGGCUUCGCCGCUGGCAUGGCUGGAUCGUCGGUCGUCUCGCCGCAAGGCUUGACGCAAGUCCAGCCCGCUGCCGCGGCCGCCCCGAGUUUGGCUCCCGGUGGAGGAAUGAGCAGCAGCUCGGGCUCUGCCUUCGGCAUGGCUGGAUCGUCGGUCGUCAAGCCGCAAGGCUUGACGCAAGUCCAGCCCGCUGCCGCGGCUGCCACGAGCCCUGUCUCCGGUGGAGGAGUGCUUUCCCGCUUCUCUCCGCCAAUGUUGAGGAAGAAGGAGGUCCGCUUCGGCGUCCCUGGGACGUCGGAUGCCUCCCCUUCCUCCGCCUUCGGAUCCCGGUCUUCGGGCCAGAAGAGCCCGCAGCGUCAGGUUGCCUCGAGCCUGCAGCCCCAGGCUGCCUCGAGUGCUUCCACUGCGGCGCCGGUCUUUGCCGCUCCCGCUGCCGCCCCCGUCCCGUCCGUCGCGAGCCCCGUGGCUCAGCAGACGUCGGGCGGCAGCCAGGACGCCGCCACCAAUGGCCAAUCUGGCACCCCUCUCGGCAGUGGCCCCGAGAAUGUCUCGAGCACUUCGUCGUCGUGCGUGGCUCCGGCCACCACAGCGAAGGUCGCCAAGAGACAUUCGCGGGCCACCAAGAGAGUGGUCAGACGGGAGAAGGAGGCUCUGGCGAGAGCAAGUGUUCAGGUGCUCCGACUGAAGGAGCACCUGAAGGAGCAACGGGUUGCUUCGGAGGAGGCUCGGGGAUGGCGCGAUGUCGCCGGGGGAUUGAGGGAGGCCUUGGAGAGGCAGGAGAGGGAGCAUGCCGAGGGCAUGAGGAAGUUGGAGGAGCAGCAUGCCAAGAGCAUCGCUGAGGAGUUGGCGCGGGUGGAGGAGAAGCAUGCCAAGAGCAUUGCUGUGGAGGUGAAGAGAGCGGAGGAGAUGGGGAAGAAGCAUGCCAAGAGCAUUGCUGAGGAGUCGAGACGGGCAGAGGCCCUGGGGGAGGAGGUCCAGAUGCUGAAGGGGCAACUGGAGGCAGCGAUGGCCGGCAAUGCCGGCAAGCUGCAGGAGGGUCUGAUGGCCAAAGCCUUCAGGCGGGCGCAGGAUGCCGUCGCUUCCAAGAGCAAGACGGUCCUUGAGCAAGCUGAGCGGAUCGCCAGCUACGAGCGACAGCUCAAGGACGCGAUCGGAGCUCUGGAUGCAGCAGGCAUCUCCAACGGUGUAAUCUCGCCAUCAGAUUACAUCCGGGAGUCCGCCGCAGCAAUGAUUGACCAAGACAAGGUCAUCGUGCUGUUGGACGCCGAGAGAAAGGCUCUGAGAGCCGGACUCGAGGAGUCCGAAGGCAGGGUCAAGAGUCUGGAGUAUGGAAAGCGUGCCCUCCAGGGCACGCUGGAUAUCGCAGACGGGGAGAAGACGGAGGCCUUGGCUCAUACCAAGGUCCUCGAAGCCAAGCUGGAGAAGGCGGAGACGCGGGCGGCGUUCUCCCUUCCUGGCAGCUUCCCCUCCGAGUGUUUUUGUGGCGGCCAGCAGGACCAGGUCGCCGAUGAAGAGGUCACGCCAAGUGACGGAGAAACUUCCGACUCCGUCAUCUUUCACAUCCCUUGGGCUUUUGUCUUCCUGUGUAUCUGGUUGACAUUUGUCUCUUGGGUACUCUUCAAGCCCAGCGGCGUGGAUGGAUCGAGGCUUGCCUCCACCACCGUCGCGGGCGUUUCGGCUUCCUGCUCGGUCCUUGUGGCCGCCACCACAUCUUUUGUCACCUCGCGCUAUUGGGCGUUGACCCCUAUCGACAUUGUCACGGGCAAAGCUGGACUGUCGAUCGCCGAGUCGUUCGUCUUUGCGCAUGUCUUCGGACUGUCGGCCGCCAAGUCGUUCAACUUUGCGCUUCCAGACUAA
Molecule: messenger RNA, 2382 nt
Organism: Drepanopeziza brunnea f. sp. 'multigermtubi' MB_m1
Lineage: Eukaryota; Fungi; Ascomycota; Leotiomycetes; Helotiales; Drepanopezizaceae
Source: RefSeq, a predicted model, not a curated record